Molecule: messenger RNA, 1512 nt
Organism: Linum trigynum
Lineage: Eukaryota; Viridiplantae; Streptophyta; Magnoliopsida; Malpighiales; Linaceae
Source: the annotation of a GenBank genome assembly
AUGGGAAUCUGUUACUCGUCAACGGGGAAAGAGGUAAGAGAAGCUGAGAAUGGCGAGGGGCAUGGAGUUGGGAAUCGGUGGAGGAAGAAGAGCAGAGAUAAGAAAUCCGGCGGCGGGGAUCAGGAGAGUGUGCUGAAUCACAUUCCUGGUAGGAUUGCUGGAAAUGGUUCAAGUAAAAUCGCCUGCUUGCAUACCCAGCAGGGGAAGAAAGGAACCAAUCAGGACGCCAUGGUUGUUUGGGAGAAUUUUGGAUCCAGAAAUGAUGCAGUGUUUUGUGGCGUAUUUGAUGGUCAUGGUCCUUACGGCCAUAUGGUUGCCAGAAAAGUUCGGGAUUCACUGCCUCUCUUAUUAAGUAAUCAGUGGAAAGCUGGUAAUGAUGAGGAACAGAAUGGCCCCCAAAAGUCAGAGAACACUCCUGGGACUACUACGAAUUCGGAGGAGACUGGUUCAGCAUGUGGGGAUGAUGAAUCAUAUGACUCAAUGGAGGUUGAGGAAAGUGACAAAGUCCCUGAGAUGUAUCUGCCAUUGAAAAAGUCGAUGUUGAAAUCCUUCAAGCUGAUGGAUAAAGAGCUGAAGCUGCAUCCUAUGAUUGACUGCUUUUGCAGUGGGUCGACUGCUGUGACUCUGAUGAAGAUGGGUGAGGAUCUCAUUAUUGGAAAUGUUGGUGAUUCUAGAGCGGUGCUGGCAACCAGAGAUGAAGACAAUUACUUACAUGCUGUUCAAUUGACUGUUGAUUUGAAGCCUGAUCUGCCAAGAGAAGCUGCCAGGAUCCAUCAAUGUAAAGGAAGGGUCUUUGCGUUGCAGGACGAGCCAGAAGUUGCACGCGUGUGGUUGCCCAAUAACGAUUCCCCAGGUCUAGCUAUGGCUCGAGCUUUCGGUGACUUCUGCCUCAAGGAUUUUGGUUUAAUCUCCGUACCUGAUCUUUACUACCGUCGUCUCACAUCGAAGGACGAAUUCAUCAUUCUCGCCACUGACGGGGUUUGGGAUGUUCUUUCCAAUAUGGAAGCUGUGGAUAUCGUUGCUUCAGCACCUGGUCGCUCAACUGCAGCUCGGGCGCUGAUAGAUUGUGCUGUUCGAGCUUGGAGACUAAAAUACCCCACUUCCAAAAACGAUGACUGUGCUGUCGUGUGCCUCUUUCUCGAUCAUCCACUUGCAGAACAUGGUACAGAGAACAAAGAUAUUAUGUCCACAAAUGAAUUGAAUGAGACAUUAGCUCAAACAAACACAGUCUCGGCGGACACAGAAAUGCAAGACGACAGUUCCCGUGAUCACGUUCUCAUGCAUUCAGGAACCAUAAGGCCCUGCGAAGAGAUUGUUCCGGUGUUCGAGCCUGCAGAGGCAAAAAUGACUGCAAAGAGCCAGUCAAAGAGGAGCUUGGCAGAGUGCAUUUCGAGCACUGAGGAAGAAGAGUGGUCGGCAUUAGAAGGGAUCACCAGGGUCAAUAGUCUUUUAAGCAUUCCCAGGUUCUUAGCUGGGGAUAGAAGAUCAGCCAGUUGGAGGAAAUGGUUAUGA